AUGUCGGACGAUAACUAUUGGGAAGCUCUUAGAAUUCUGCGUACUCUUCCACAAAACAAAGAACUUAUCAAGAAAGUAAUCGAGGAUGGUGGGUGGUAUGCUAGUCGACAAAUACCAGAAUUUAUAGAUGAUCUGAAAAGAGCUGAUAUCACCCUUGAUGAUAUCGACGGUCUUUCCAUUAUUCAUGUAAGUGGUACGAAGGGCAAAGGGUCUGUAUGCGCCUUCUGCGAAAGCAUAUUACGGGCACAUGGGAUAAGAACAGGAUUCUACAGCUCCCCACAUUUGCUGGAAAUUCGUGAAAGAUUCCGAAUUAAUGGUGUGCCUCUAACAAGAGAUGAUUAUAGCAAAUAUUUUUUUGAUGUAUAUAGAAAAUUAGAAUCUUCUAAAGAUCAAUUUAACGGAUCUAUGCCGUUCGUUGCUACAUUUCAGACAAUUAUGGCAUUUCACGUGUUCUUACAGGAAAAGGUUGAAGCUGUUGUUCUUGAGGUCAAUGUAGGUGGUGCAUAUGACGUGACUAAUGUUGUGCGAGAUCCCGUUGUGACUGGUAUCAACCUUCUAGACCUGGACCAUACAGACACUUUAGGAGACACUCUAGCUAAAAUAGCAUGGCAUAAAGCCGGCAUAUGCAAGCCUGGUCGACCAGCAUUCACAGGACCACAGCCAAAAGAAGCAAUGGAUGCCUUGGUAGCAAGAGCCAGGGAGCUGCACGCCCCGAUUCAGCUUGUUCCAGACUUAAAAGAUUAUGAUUGGCAGGGACAACCCAUGCAGCUUGGCUUAGCAGGUGUUCAUCAACAGAAUAAUGCUUCUUUAGCGAUACAGCUAUGUAAGGCGUGGAUAGAGGAGCGUAACCCAAGUCUUUCUGUCAUGACACCUGAUUCUGGAAGCUCCAAAACACAUGAUGAUACCUUGGAUGACAAUAUUCCGACAGCGCCAGCAUUCAAGUUACCUGAUACGUUCAUAUACGGACUUCGUAACUGCCAUUGGCCCGGACGUACACAGACUAUAAAACGUGAGAAUAGUACAUAUUAUUUAGAUGGAGCUCAUACAAGAGCAAGUAUCGAGGCCUGUGUCAAAUGGUUUAUACAAGCCUCGGCAGCAGAAGAAUUGUCACUGAAAAAUGCCGUUGCACGAGUAUUGGUUUUCAAUUGUACUAGAGGCCGAGAUGAAAAGGUUUUCAUAAGAAAUCUAAUGGAUUGUAAUUUCUCAGCUGUCGCCUUCUCUCCAAAUAUUAUUGAUGCUCAGUGUGAAGAAGAUUUGAAAGAUGAAUUAAUCCACAUUGAAACAAUAGAGGAAGGACGGGAAGUGUGUAAAGCGAACAGAAACACAUGGCUAACAUUGGAAGAACAACUGUCUCGAGAAACACAAUCUGUGAGUUUUGAGUGCGUAAUGCAUGCCCUGAGGUGGGCGUCGUGUGGCAAGGAUUCUCUUAUGCCAAAGCCGAGAUCCGAGGACCCAACACCACCGCAAUGUAUCAUGGAAGCAGACCAUGUGCAGGUUCUGGUCACCGGAAGUCUACAUUUAGUCGCGACUGUCAUCAAAAUUCUAGAUACUCAUAGUAUGACGAAUGGGAAGUGA
Messenger RNA from Saccoglossus kowalevskii, 1575 nucleotides. Its product is annotated as folylpolyglutamate synthase, mitochondrial-like. The record is from RefSeq and is a predicted model, not a curated record. Gene Ontology annotation, molecular function: tetrahydrofolylpolyglutamate synthase activity; ATP binding. Gene Ontology annotation, biological process: tetrahydrofolylpolyglutamate biosynthetic process. Gene Ontology annotation, cellular component: mitochondrion; cytosol; cytoplasm. NCBI's taxonomy places the organism in Eukaryota, Metazoa, Hemichordata, Enteropneusta, Harrimaniidae.